AUGGCGAGCGGCUGGUUGAGAAGGUUAUCCCAUGCUUUUCAAACAUUUGAACGAGCAGUUGAUGUUAUUCUUGGUCGCGGUUUUCCACCAGCUGGUUUAUGUGUGAUCGAGCGUAACCAUGUUGUGAAUCAAGUGCAGGCUCCUAAUUUACCUAGUCGAUCUUUAAAGGAUAUUUUGAAUGAUGCAUUUUUAUGGGCAGUACCUAAAAAGCGCCGUAGUUUAGAAAAACGAUUGAAUAGAAGAUAUGGUCUACCUGAAUAUAAUUGGAAACCACAUGUUCCGAAAACUAAUCUUUUGAUGUGUAGAAAAUGUGGUCAUGAUUACGAGGCUCAUACAUUGUGUGGAUAUUGUUAUGAAAUAGUAAAAAAGGAAACAGAACAAAUGCAAGAGGCCAUACAAACUGAAUUAGGAUUGAGUCCAGUAGAACAAGAAGUUUUAGUGUUAUAUGAAGGGGAAAAGGAACGACUGAAGGAUGAAUUUUGGAAGAAACAGAGAAUCAUUGAAUUACCUAAGAAGAGACCUGAAUGGUUUAAUCAGAAUUUACUUCAGCCAACUACAAAAGAAUCAUCUGACGAGACAAAUCUAAAACCUGUAGAUGCACCUUUAAGUGCAAUUAAAGAAUAAUUUACACCAACAAGCGGCGGUAAUGCCUUAUGCGCGCCUCGGAGUCCUGGGUGGGACUCGCACCCACUAAAACCCCCACAGCAGCCUUCUCGGGCGAAACUCGGCGGUGGCAGGAUCUCGUAUGAACGCACCGCCGCGCCUGUGCUCUUAGUCUUGUCACCCUUAUCGGGGAGCCCGUUCCGUGGGGGCGA
Molecule: messenger RNA, 815 nt
Organism: Dufourea novaeangliae
Lineage: Eukaryota; Metazoa; Arthropoda; Insecta; Hymenoptera; Halictidae
Gene: mRpL32
Product: 39S ribosomal protein L32, mitochondrial
Exons: 5
Coding region: 1-624 (207 amino acids)
Biological process (GO): translation
Cellular component (GO): mitochondrial large ribosomal subunit
Molecular function (GO): structural constituent of ribosome
Source: RefSeq, a predicted model, not a curated record